AUGGCGUUGCCAAUUGUGAUAAUCGGUGCGGGCAUCACCGGAUUGUCCACUGCAAUUGCACUGAAGAGAAACUUGCCAGAUCCAAAACCUACAAUCACGAUCGUCGAAAUCCGCUCAGCUCCUUCAACAAUCGGCGGUGCUGUCUACCUAACUCCCAAAGCUCUUCGAUAUCUUGAUCACCUUGGCGUUCCGGAGACCCUCCGGGCAGAAGGAGCAGGCGCCGAGUGCAAGGCGAUCGAGCUCUUUGACUUGUACACAGGAAAAAAGACGGCCGAGGUAGACUUCAGAGGGCGAAAUGGAGAUUGGAUCGGCAAAGCAGGCUCGAAGAAGUACUUUGCUAUGCGAGUAAUGAGAUGGCAGUUGCAGAAAGCGUUGCUGAAGGCGGUCGAGGAUCAAGAAGGCUGUGAGGUUCUUUUCGGGAAGGAACUGGUCGAAAUCCACGAAUCCGUCAAUAUAGUAUGGGAGUGUCGAGGCGUUUGUGUCGUCUUCAUAGAAUUGAGUCUUGUGGUCAGUGACACGGCGUAA
This is a messenger RNA of Zasmidium cellare ATCC 36951, 525 nucleotides long. RefSeq lists its product as uncharacterized. Gene Ontology annotation, molecular function: monooxygenase activity; FAD binding. The record is from RefSeq and is a predicted model, not a curated record. The transcript has a single exon. The coding region runs from base 1 to 525 and encodes 174 amino acids. Lineage: Eukaryota; Fungi; Ascomycota; Dothideomycetes; Mycosphaerellales; Mycosphaerellaceae.